AAGUGGCUGAAUUACAAUCACGUGAUCCAGGGACAUUGUGGCAACUACAAGGACCUACUACGGUAUCAUAAGUAUCCCUCAUUCGAGGCUGUGGAAACUGAAUGGUCGCUGAACAAGUGGUGCAAGAACUACCGGUGCCUUCAUCUCAGGAGCCAUAAUGGAAAUCGUUUCAUCCUGGAUCCCAGCUGUUGGCUUCACACUCUUGCCUAAUAUAGGGGGUUUUUUGACAGCCUCAAUAGUCAAGAGGGAAAUGAACUGGUACAGAUCCCUGAAACUGCCACCUUGGCGUCCACCAAACUGGUUGUUUGGACCUGCGUGGGUAACUUUAUAUACAGCAAUGGGAUAUGGAUCUUACCUGGUAUGGAGGGACUUGGGAGGUUUCAAUGAAAAGUCCUUUGCUCCGCUUGGGCUGUAUGUGGGACAGUUAGCCUUAAACUGGUCAUGGACACCUAUCUUUUUUGGACAACACAAAAUAGAAUUGGCGCUAUACGUUCUAUUACUCACUACAGGAGCAGCAACGGCUACAACAGUGUCUUGGUAUCAUGUGAACAAAACUGCAGCAUGUUUGAUGUAUCCAUACAUAGCUUGGUUAGCGUUUGCCUCUCUGCUCAAUUACCGCAUCUGGAAGGAUAAUUGUGAUAAAAAAAAAUAGGGAUAGUUUUUUUUUAAAAAAAGAAUGAGUACAAUUAAAGUUCAACCAUCAUUAAUUGCAUUUAUAAUUCCAUUUUCCCAUUGUUGUCUUAGUAGAUCAUGUUAAUAGAGAUUUGUGAAAUUAAAAAAACGGAAAACGA
Messenger RNA from Protobothrops mucrosquamatus (brown spotted pit viper), 791 nucleotides. RefSeq names its product translocator protein (gene TSPO). Gene Ontology annotation, molecular function: cholesterol binding. The transcript has 4 exons. Bases 158 to 652 code for a protein of 164 amino acids. Gene Ontology annotation, cellular component: membrane; endoplasmic reticulum. The record is from RefSeq and is a predicted model, not a curated record. Lineage: Eukaryota; Metazoa; Chordata; Lepidosauria; Squamata; Viperidae.